Messenger RNA from Lodderomyces parapsilosis, 405 nucleotides. RefSeq lists its product as uncharacterized. The coding region runs from base 1 to 405 and encodes 134 amino acids. The transcript has 2 exons. Gene Ontology annotation, molecular function: ribonuclease MRP activity. Lineage: Eukaryota; Fungi; Ascomycota; Pichiomycetes; Serinales; Debaryomycetaceae. Gene Ontology annotation, cellular component: ribonuclease MRP complex; nucleolar ribonuclease P complex. Gene Ontology annotation, biological process: tRNA processing; nuclear-transcribed mRNA catabolic process, RNase MRP-dependent; intronic box C/D snoRNA processing. The record is from RefSeq and is a predicted model, not a curated record.
AUGAGUAUAUGGGACCAAGCAAAGAAAGAGGAAUUCCCCGAAGAAGAAGCCGACAAAGUGUGGCUUUAUAUCAAUUUAGAAAUUACACCAGACCCAAUAAUUCUACAAGAUGAAACCAAAUCCAAAGAAUACGAGCAAAUUGACAUCGAUUUGAUAACAUGGAGAACGUUGAUAACCACAAGCUUGGGUAAGAUGUAUGGGUUAAUAGGGGAGUCCUUGCCAUUUGAUAUACCGGCGAAGUUGUCAUCAAAGUCAAUCAUUCUCAAGAUUCAAACACAAGAUAAGGAAAAGUUUAGUAAUAGUUCAUUGAGUUACACUUUCAAUUUGAACAAGUAUACUGAUUUGGAUGCCAAUUGUUACAUAAAGAUAAAAAAAAGUGCCCACAAUGUGGCAUUGGUGAUAUAA